Messenger RNA from Moneuplotes crassus, 1501 nucleotides. NCBI's taxonomy places the organism in Eukaryota, Ciliophora, Spirotrichea, Euplotida, Euplotidae. The record is from the annotation of a GenBank genome assembly.
CAAAAUGGAUUCAAACAAGGAUAUUAUCUCAACUGGCAUUAAGGAAGAAACUCAGGUCACCCAGAAGAAGAUCGAGGAGAGAUGUGCUCGUAGAAUUAUUAGGGAAGGAUCUACCGAAUCAGGGUGCGGCUCAACUCUUUCAAGCACAUUAAAUGCAUUCAGUUCCAGUUAUAAUGAUUGCGCAGGAUCUAUUUGGAGAGAUGAGAGGAAUGACUCACCCGCUUAUAUGCCAACCAUAUGUGAUGGUCCAAGAUCUCUUGGAUCUACUAGGCUCACCUUGCAAACAACACAACCAGCUAAUCAGCAAGAAAUUGUUCCUGAUUUCUUCAACUUAAAGGAAUCUCAUGAAGUUGGUUUUCCAGAUAUAGACCUUGGGAGCUUUUCAACUAAUGAAGAGAACCAAUCAAAAGCAUUUUCAUUUGAUCCUGCUCAGUUUGCAAAAUCAAAUUAUAGUUGCUCAAGUAUUAACUUAGACAAAGAAGAGAAGAAAUCUUGAGUAAAUCUCAACUCUGAUCAACAAGUAAUUUCUCCUAUGAAGAAUCUGUUCUCUAACUGAAACACUCGCAAAGAGUUGACAACCUCUAGUACGAAUAAGGGAGGUGGUCUUUCACCAACUCAAGAAGUGAGAAUGUCACCUAAUUCAUCGAAGAGUUCAAAGACAAGGUUAAAGAGGGGAGAGACCCAGAAAUAUUUAUUAUCAAGGACUGCUGAAGAAAUUGUAUUAAAUACUCUAUGGGGCUUAUUCAUUAGAUACAUACGGAAUAAUGGCCCACAGCCUUUAUAUAUUCUAGAAAAGUUGGCACAAACUGAGUUUAAGAACAUCAGGAAACUGUCAGGACAUCCCUACACUGGGAAUAUCAAGAAAUCAGUGAAAGGUGCUCUUACUUCGAAUGGACUAUUUAAAAUUUGAGAGAAAAAUGAAGGUGAACCUAAUGUAAACUCUUGGUCUCACUCUUCAAAGACUGCCAAAAUCACUGAGGAAACUAUUUGGAAGAUCAAUGAAAAAGCAGCUGAAGAAUUUAUUCAAGACAAAGUUCAGAAAGUAUCACAGCAAAGGACGAAGCUUAUGAAGAAACAAUCCUCAAGAAUUGAAGUGCAAGAAGAGAGUAAAGAAUCUGAAAAUUCUCGUAUUGCCCCAUACAAAGACAUUAUUUCAAAGUUGGAUAUUAUGAUAUCAGCUUUAACUCCUUUGCAAUCCAAAGGUCUAUCUGACUUACAAUCAAAUGCAGAUGCUCUUUUCCAACCUCCUUCUGCAGAAGGUGAUAGUAAGCUCUCUGAUUAUCAGAGAGGAGCUAUUGACUUAUAUUCCUUCUUCAGAGAGCCGCUUCGGUCAGGAAAACUGGCAAAGCUAAACUGAGGUAUAGAGAAUUUAUGUAAAAAUGUAGAUUCUCUUCGUAAAAAGUUGUAAAUCCUUCAGCAUAACCUGAGUCAAGGAUUUAUUCCUCAUCUCUAUCCAUAACGAUAGAACCCCUUUACCAAUAUAAGCUCAUAUAAGAGUUCA